AUGCAGUACGUAGGCAGAGCUCUUGGGUCUGUGUCUAAAACAUGGUCUUCUAUCAAUCCGGCUACGCUAUCAGGUGCUAUAGAUGUCAUUGUAGUGGAGCAUCCAGACGGAAGGCUAUCAUGUUCUCCCUUUCAUGUGAGGUUCGGCAAAUUUCAAAUUCUAAAGCCAUCUCAAAAGAAAGUCCAAGUGUUUAUAAAUGAGAAACUGAGUAAUAUGCCAAUGAAACUGAGUGAUUCUGGAGAAGCCUAUUUCGUUUUCGAGAUGGGUGACCAGGUCACUGAUGUCCCUGACGAAUUGCUUGUGUCGCCCGUGAUGAGCGCCACAUCAAGCCCCCCUCAAUCACCUGAAACAUCCAUCUUAGAAGGAGGAACCGAGGGUGAAGGUGAAGGUGAAAAUGAAAAUAAGAAGAAGGAAAAGAAAGUGCUAGAGGAACCAGAUUUUUUAGAUAUCAAUGACACUGGAGAUUCAGGCAGUAAAAAUAGUGAAACUACAGGGUCGCUUUCUCCUACUGAAUCCUCUACAACGACACCACCAGAUUCAGUUGAAGAGAGGAAGCUUGUUGAGCAGCGUACAAAGAACUUUCAGCAAAAACUAAACAAAAAACUCACUGAAAUCCAUAUACCCAGUAAACUUGAUAACAAUGGCGACUUACUACUAGACACUGAAGGUUACAAGCCAAACAAGAAUAUGAUGCAUGACACAGACAUACAACUGAAGCAGUUGUUAAAGGACGAAUUCGGUAAUGAUUCAGAUAUUUCCAGUUUUAUCAAGGAGGACAAAAAUGGCAACAUCAAGAUCGUAAAUCCUUACGAGCACCUUACUGAUUUAUCUCCUCCAGGUACGCCUCCAACAAUGGCCACAAGCGGAUCAGUUUUAGGCUUAGAUGCAAUGGAAUCAGGAAGUACUUUGAAUUCGUUAUCUUCUUCACCUUCUGGUUCCGAUACUGAGGACGAAACAUCAUUUAGCAAAGAACAAAGCAGUAAAAGUGAAAAAACUAGCAAGAAAGGAACAGCAGGGAGCGGUGAGACCGAGAAAAGAUACAUACGAACGAUAAGAUUGACUAAUGACCAGUUAAAGUGCCUAAAUUUAACUUAUGGUGAAAAUGAUCUGAAAUUUUCCGUAGAUCACGGAAAAGCUAUUGUUACGUCAAAAUUAUUCGUUUGGAGGUGGGAUGUUCCAAUUGUUAUCAGUGAUAUUGAUGGCACCAUCACAAAAUCGGACGCUUUAGGCCAUGUUCUGGCAAUGAUAGGAAAAGACUGGACGCACUUGGGUGUAGCCAAGUUAUUUAGCGAGAUCUCCAGGAAUGGCUAUAAUAUACUCUAUCUAACUGCAAGAAGUGCUGGACAAGCUGAUUCCACGAGGAGUUAUUUGCGAUCAAUUGAACAGAAUGGCAGCAAACUACCAAAUGGGCCUGUGAUUUUAUCACCCGAUAGAACGAUGGCUGCGUUAAGGCGGGAAGUAAUACUAAAAAAACCUGAAGUCUUUAAAAUCGCGUGUCUAAACGACAUAAGAUCCUUGUAUUUUGAAGACAGUGAUAACGAAGUGGAUACAGAGGAAAAAUCAACACCAUUUUUUGCCGGCUUUGGUAAUAGGAUUACUGAUGCUUUAUCUUACAGAACUGUGGGGAUACCUAGUUCAAGAAUUUUCACAAUAAAUACAGAGGGUGAGGUUCAUAUGGAAUUAUUGGAGUUAGCAGGUUACAGAAGCUCCUAUAUUCAUAUCAAUGAGCUUGUCGAUCAUUUCUUUCCACCAGUCAGCCUUGAUAGUGUCGAUCUAAGAACUAAUACUUCCAUGGUUCCUGGCUCCCCCCCUAAUAGAACGUUGGAUAACUUUGACUCAGAAAUUACUUCAGGUCGCAAAACGCUAUUUAGAGGCAAUCAGGAAGAGAAAUUCACAGACGUAAAUUUUUGGAGAGACCCGUUAGUCGACAUCGACAACUUAUCGGAUAUUAGCAAUGAUGAUUCUGAUAACAUCGAUGAAGAUACUGACGUAUCACAACAAAGCAACAUUAGUAGAAAUAGGGCAAAUUCAGUCAAAACCGCCAAGGUCACUAAAGCCCCGCAAAGAAAUGUGAGCGGCAGCACAAAUAACAACGAAGUUUUAGCCGCUUCGUCUGAUGUAGAAAAUGCGUCUGACCUGGUGAGUUCCCAUAGUAGCUCAGGAUCCACGCCCAAUAAAUCUACAAUGUCCAAAGGGGACAUUGGAAAACAAAUAUAUUUGGAGCUAGGUUCUCCACUUGCAUCGCCAAAACUAAGAUAUUUAGACGAUAUGGAUGAUGAAGACUCCAAUUACAAUAGAACUAAAUCAAGGAGAGCAUCUUCUGCAGCCGCGACUAGUAUCGAUAAAGAGUUCAAAAAGCUCUCUGUGUCAAAGGCCGGCGCUCCAACAAGAAUUGUUUCAAAGAUCAACGUUUCAAAUGACGUACAUUCACUUGGGAAUUCAGAUACCGAAUCACGAAGGGAGCAAAGUGUUAAUGAAACAGGGCGCAAUCAGCUACCCCACAACUCAAUGGACGAUAAAGAUUUGGAUUCAAGAGUAAGCGAUGAAUUCGAUGACGAUGAAUUCGACGAAGAUGAAUUCGAAGAUUAA
Molecule: messenger RNA, 2589 nt
Organism: Saccharomyces cerevisiae S288C
Lineage: Eukaryota; Fungi; Ascomycota; Saccharomycetes; Saccharomycetales; Saccharomycetaceae
Gene: PAH1
Product: phosphatidate phosphatase PAH1
Exons: 1
Coding region: 1-2589 (862 amino acids)
Cellular component (GO): cytoplasm; endoplasmic reticulum membrane; nuclear membrane
Molecular function (GO): phosphatidate phosphatase activity
Source: RefSeq, marked reviewed